AGAAAUCCCUGCGACUUUUCAAGAGCCCCGUACCACAAAGCGUGCCGGCUCGCUCGAUGCACGUUCGGUGACAGACACCCCCUUCUAGGUUGUCCUCAUCUGCUGUCUCUUAAUUGAGCAUGGCAGACUAUGGUGGACCGGAGUCUCGGUACCAGGGGUCUCGAGUCCCGAAUUAUGGUGGCUCUGGCGACCACCAAAGAGAUGCCGCGUUUCAUAACAUAUUUGGCGGUGCGCCGCCUCCCGGGAGAUCUCACACGAUGACAACGCAACCGACCAACAUGUAUGAUGGCCGGCUCAACAGUCUGAACUCGGGCAUGCAGUCUCAGCACACAAUGUCUAUGAGACAAGGACCACCUCCGCCCAUGCGGCAAAUGCCUCAAACAUACGAUCGAGCAAAUGGUAUUGCGCCAGGCCAGCCCUAUAUUAAUGGAACAAAUAGCGCAAGGCCGAUGCCGCAAAAUCCAGGCUUUCCAGAUCGAAGAGCCUACCCUCCUCCCCAGCGCAUGGAUCCUAGGCCAGGAGGUGGACCGCCACUACCCAUGCCGUAUGAUCGAAGCAAGCCAAUGCCGAACCGCAUGCCGCCUCCAGCACUGAAUAACGACUCUUAUCGGUCACGGUCCAUGGUCAGGCCUGGGGAGCCGACGCUAGGGUACCGGCCACCUCCAAGCAGCUUCCAGCAGGGCACCGCGAGUGCGUUCCGACAACAGCCAUAUGCUGCAAUGGGAGCUUCGAGGACGACCGCUCAAGGAAGGCACAUCCCUGAUCGCAUCGAUGACAGUCGAGCCAUGUCGAUGGGCUCAUACGCUUUGGAUCGUGACCAUGCGCAGCAGUUGACUAGUGGAAGAGUUGUGCCUGGCCGCCGGAGAGAGUCAGAAUUGGAUCCCUUCGGCGACCAUGCUUCUCCGUCCCCAGAUGGAUCCUUCACUUCAUCCAGUUCGCCAGCACCGAGUUACGGGCCAAGUCACCAACCUCGGCACCGUAGCGAGGGCAACGUCCCUCCACGCACAGUAUCUUCUGCGUCUGCCAUGUCUACCACAUCUGUUGCGUCGGGCUCGUCCGAUAUGACAGGCACGACUGUUGAUGGAUCUCGCAGCGACAGCAUGGUGCAGAGACCCCCUCCUUCUUCAAAUCUCUCUUCGUCGAGUCAAACAACAACCACGACUGCUGUACCGAGAAAGUCACCUCUUGUUUAUCCCGCUCUGCUUUCACGCGUGGCGAGUGUCUUUCAAGAACGCAUCGGCGUUGGUGAUCGAAACAAAAACGACCUUUCCUACAAGAAUGCCUUCACAGGCGCUGAAGCUGUCGAUCUGAUUGCAUACAUCAUUAAGACUACUGAUCGAAACCUAGCUCUCCUUUUAGGUCGUGCGCUCGAUGCUCAAAAAUUCUUUCACGACGUUACUUAUGAGCAUCGUCUGAGAGACGCGCCUGGUGAGGUCUACCAGUUCAGAGAAACUAUGGGAGAGGAGGCAUCAUCCAAAGAUGUGAAUGGCGUUUUCACCUUGCUCACAGAAUGUUACUCGCCGACCUGCACGAAAGACCACCUUUGUUACUCUAUUGCCUGUCCCAGACGACUUGAACAGCAAGCUAGGCUCAACUUGAGACCGCAACCUGGACUACGACACUCUAACUCGCGUGGUAGUUUACACGGCGAUGACGACCAGGAACAGAAGCUUUGGAUCAACAGUGUUCCCAAAGAGGUAGCUGACCGGAUCGACGACAAGGAAAAGAAGAGACAAGAGGUCAUUUCCGAGCUCAUGUAUACAGAGCGCGACUUUGUCAAAGAUCUGGAAUAUCUCCGCGAUUUCUGGAUCAGGCCAUUACGUGGACAUGGUAGUGCCACGUCUCCGAUCAAGGAAGAGAGAAGAGAAAAGUUUGUGCGUACAGUCUUUGGCAAUUGCCUCGAAGUCCUUGCGGUGAAUGGGAAGUUUGCGGAGGAGCUUUCCAAGAGACAAAAAGAGCAACACGUGGUUCACAGCAUUGGCGAUGUCUUCCUGAAGUGGGUGCCGCAAUUCGAUCCAUUUAUUAAAUACGGAGCGAAUCAAAUGUACGGCAAAUACGAGUUCGAAAGGGAGAAAGGAGCCAACCCUGCGUUCUCCCGCUUCGUUGAUGAGACUGAGCGCUUGAAAGAGUCGAGAAAGCUGGAACUCAAUGGCUACCUUACCAAACCAACCACUCGCCUGGCUCGAUAUCCUCUGCUUCUUGACAAUGUGCUGAAGUAUACCAAAGAUGACAAUCCCGACAAAAAGGACAUCCCAAAAGCCAUUGGGCUGAUCAAGGAUUUCUUAGCCCGUGUCAACGCUGAAAGUGGCAAAGCCGAGAACCAUUUCAACCUGCUUCAGCUUAAUCAGCAACUCAAGUGGAAUGCUUUGGAGUACACUGACCUGAAACUGACCGAGGAGAAUCGUGUCAUUCUCACCAAAAUGAGUUUCAAAAAGACUCCAACGGACAACGCGGAAGUCCAGGUCUAUUUAUUUGACCACGCUGUGCUGAUGUGCAGGGUGAAAGUCGUGAAUAAGAGGGAUGAACUUCGUGUCUACAGAAAACCAAUUCCUUUGGAGCUCUUGGUCAUUGCGGAGAUGGACCAGGUCAUUCCCCGUCUUGGUAUCGCAAAACGUCCUUCGUCAAGUCUAAUACCUGGCUCCAAAUCUUCGGCAUCGAGCACCCCAGGCCAGAAAGAUGUUUAUCCGAUUACUUUCCGCCACCUGGGUAAAGGCGCAUACGAGCUUCAGCUAUAUGCCACCUCUAUUACACAACGCAAGAAGUUUAUCGAACUCGUGGAGGCGCAGCAGACCAAGCUUCGCGAGCGCAGCAGCAACUUUUAUACCAAAACCAUCCUCUGCGAAGGGUUCUUCAACGCUCAGAAUCGCGUCAAUUGCCUUGUGCCCACAGACGGAGGUCGCAAACUCGUCAUUGGCACCGACAACGGCAUUUAUAUUGCUGACCGUUGGCCCAAGGAUAAGUCUAUCAAACCGCGACGCAUUCUCGACGCAACACAGGUAUCCCAAAUCGAUACUCUUGAGGAGUACAGACUGCUCUUGGUGCUGUCCAACAAGACUCUUACCUCGUAUCCCUUCGAAGCACUUGACGCCACAAAUCAGAACCCUCUGGCUACUCGGCCACGGAAGAUCCAGGGUCAUGCAAACUUCUUCAAAGCCGGAAUUGGUCUAGGUAGACAUCUUGUUUGCUCUGUCAAGACCUCGGCAUUAUCCACAACGAUCAAGGUCUACGAGCCAAUGGACGAUCUCACUAAGGGUAAGAAGAAACCAGCUAUUAGCAAAAUGUUCGCCAGCGGCCAAGAUGCGCUCAAGCCAUUCAAGGAAUUUUACAUCCCCGCCGAGUCUACGUCGGUGCACUACCUCAGAUCCACAUUGUGCGUUGGUUGCGCCAGAGGCUUCGAAGUUGUCUCUUUGGAGACUACAGAGCGGCAGUCCCUUCUCGACCAGGCCGAUACCUCACUCGACUUCGUCACCAGAAAAGAAAACGUCAAGCCAAUUCACAUUGAGCGCCUCAACGGCGAAUUCUUGCUGAACUAUUCAGACUUCAGCUUUUUCGUCAACAGGAAUGGCUGGCGUGCUCGACAGGACUGGAAGAUUACUUGGGAGGGGACGCCGCAAGCGUUUGCAUUGAACUACCCUUACAUACUUGCAUUCGAGCCUAGUUUCAUUGAGAUUCGUCACAUUGAGACGAGCGAGCUGAUACACGUCAUGACGGGCAAGAAUGUGAGGAUGCUUCAUUCGAGCACUCGAGAGAUUUUGUACGCUUACGAAGACGAGACUGGCGAGGAUGUUAUUGCUAGCCUUGAUUUCUGGACCCAAGCCCAGGCUUGAAGAUGAUCAGCGUGGAUUGUAAUCGACUUUAGCCUUUUAGCCAUUUGCUUUAUUGUGGCGGACACAGUUCGUCAGUUCACAUUGGAGACCACUGCUGACAUUGGAGGCGACUGCGACAGAGACAAGCACUCCCCACGGCUUGUCUGAAACCGAGGAGAUGAUGAUGACGAUGGAAGAUAUUAUGUUCUUGCUAACAACAACAAUUCGUUUGGAAGGGGUGAGAUGGAAGGUGAUAAACAAAUGCAUCUGGUUGUGCCCCGGCGAGGGAAGGCCAGAGAUUGAGAUAUUGCAUCUUCACAUACAAAGCCAUGAAGCUUGACUCUGAACCUUGCUACUCACUUUUUUGAUUAUUCGAGCGAUCACUGACCGGCGAGAUCA
Messenger RNA from Exophiala viscosa, 4205 nucleotides. Its product is annotated as rho guanine nucleotide exchange factor 4. NCBI's taxonomy places the organism in Eukaryota, Fungi, Ascomycota, Eurotiomycetes, Chaetothyriales, Herpotrichiellaceae. Gene Ontology annotation, molecular function: guanyl-nucleotide exchange factor activity. The coding region runs from base 120 to 3827 and encodes 1235 amino acids. The record is from RefSeq and is a predicted model, not a curated record. The transcript is spliced from 3 exons. Gene Ontology annotation, biological process: intracellular signal transduction.